This is a messenger RNA of Tigriopus californicus, 3269 nucleotides long. RefSeq names its product protein shuttle craft-like. NCBI's taxonomy places the organism in Eukaryota, Metazoa, Arthropoda, Copepoda, Harpacticoida, Harpacticidae. Gene Ontology annotation, molecular function: zinc ion binding; DNA-binding transcription factor activity, RNA polymerase II-specific; RNA polymerase II transcription regulatory region sequence-specific DNA binding. Bases 216 to 3122 code for a protein of 968 amino acids. Gene Ontology annotation, biological process: negative regulation of transcription by RNA polymerase II. The transcript has 9 exons. The record is from RefSeq and is a predicted model, not a curated record. Gene Ontology annotation, cellular component: nucleus.
UGCCGUGGCCUACUCAUUGGGCCCUCUAUCCAUGCCCUAGUCCCUAGUCCUAGUGUCCUAGUCCGUCAGUUGGUGGUGACACCUCCGUGCCGACGACUGGCACGUGCCUCGAUCCGACGGCAGAUCACGGAUUCACGGAUUCUCGGAUUCUCGUCCAGGAUUGCCUGGCUCAGUGAGUGAGUGAGUGAUUGGAGCCACGGCUUGAUUGGACUUUCAUGAUGUUGAACCCGGAAGCCCGCCCACCCGCAUGGGCUCCGAGUGAUCCAGGACGAGGACUCGGGGCGGGCCGAUCUAGCGUGGGCCGAAGAACCCGGCGCAGAGGCCGAGGCCGAGAAGAUGGCGUCGGAGACGGCCAACCGGGUCGCGGUCGUGGUCGCGGCGGUGGGGGCCGUGGGCGUGGCGGUCGAGGGAGUGGCUUCCGAGGCCCAGAUUCAGGCCUGACAGAGACAAUGGACCCGAAUCCUCUCUUCCAUGGUCCCCCGCCGGCCCUGAUGUCGCAGCCGCCCCCGUCCGGCCCGCCGAGCGCUCGCGCUCGCCGUGGACCACCACCCCCGACCCAAUACCCCCCUGUAACCGAAUGGGAGGCACGCCCCGCCCCACGAUCCACCCGACCUCACCCCCAUCGGCGGGGUCAACCACGUGGCCGUGGCGGUGGUCGGGGCGGUGGUCGGGGCGGCCGGGAUAGCCGGAAUAGCGAGACUGAUCCGGCGGAUAUGAACUUGCGUGAGUUGCUGAUUCAGCAACUGACGCGGGGUUCGUUGGAGUGCAUGAUUUGCUUUGAAAUGAUCCGUCCGUCACACGCCACAUGGGACUGUCAACCCGUGAGGGCGGUACGGGGGGUGGGGGACCUUUCAUCCAGUAGUCAAACGGGUUGCUCACGGGUGUUCCAUAUUCAUUGUAUCCGGAAAUGGUCCCAAACCGCGCAAACGGAGGAUGGCGGUUGGCGGUGUCCGUUUUGCCAAGGCGUGUCGCACGCCAAACCCAGCGCCUACCUGUGCUUCUGUCGGAAGGUGCGCGAUCCGGUCUGGGAUCGCCGGGAAAUCCCGCAUUCCUGCGGCGAGGUGUGCGGCAAGAGCUUGGACCUGGUCAGCGGUCAGCGCGAUUGCCCGCACGCCUGCACAGAAUUGUGCCAUCCUGGUCCUUGUCCGCCUUGUCAGGCCAAUGUGCGAAGAUCAUGUCCGUGUGGGAAAACCUCGCAAACGGGCCGUUGUGGCUUGAAGAUCUCGUGUAACGACACGUGUGACCGCUUAUUGAAUUGCAGCUCCCACCGAUGCUCAUUGCCUUGUCACGACGGAGAGUGUCCGGAUUGUGACCAAGUGGUCCACCAAGAAUGCCAUUGCUCCAAGGCUCAACGGAGCCUUCCCUGCACGAAAGAAACGGUCCACUCCGUCCGAUAUGCCUGUGAGGCGACUUGUGAUAAACCUCUCUCCUGUGGUAACCACACCUGCCAGGCUCAGUGUCAUCCCGGAUCGUGCCAAGCCUGUCAAAGCACUCCGGCCUUGAUUUCCCGUUGUCCUUGCGGACAAACCAAUCUGGACAAGAUCUAUGAACGCGACGGCGUGGCUCCGCGGAAAUCCUGCGUGGAUCCUAUUCCCACGUGUGGUUUGGUGUGCCAAAAGCAGUUGGAUUGUGGUCACAGCUGUGAGGCCAAUUGCCACAAUGGGAAGUGUCCCACGUGUCCCUUGGUCACGGAUGUGCGUUGUCGUUGCGGUUUCAUGGACAAGGAAAUGCCCUGCGCUCAAUUGACCACUCGGCGGGAUGAUGCACGUUGUGAUAAACGGUGUAAUAAGAAGCGGGAUUGCGGUCGACACAAGUGCAACCAGCCCUGUUGCAUUGAUAUCGACCAUCGCUGUCCUCUGAUUUGUGGCAAACUCUUGGGUUGCGCCACUCACAGAUGCGCGGACCCUUGUCACAAGAACAACUGUUUCUCGUGUCCAAAUGUCUCAUUUGACGAGUUGCACUGCCAUUGUGGCGCCGAAGUGAUCUAUCCUCCCAUUCAAUGUGGGACCAAGCCUCCCGUUUGCAAUCGAAUUUGCUCCAGAAAUCACGAGUGUUCCCAUGCCGUCCUCCAUUCCUGUCACAGUGACCCCACGUGUCCCCCUUGCGUCACUCUAACCAAUAAAUGGUGCUUCGGCAAGCAUGAGAUGAGAAAAAAUGUCAUGUGCUAUUUGGAAGGGAUCUCCUGUGGGCGCCCUUGCGGAAGUCCCCAAGCGUGCGGGCGACACCUCUGUGACCGCGUGUGUCACCAAGGAGAUUGCACCGCUUCAGGCCGGACAUGUGUUCAGCCUUGCUUAGAGAAACGCGAAACCUGCGGGCACCCAUGCAACGCCCCAUGUCACGAGGGACCCUGUCCCAAUACCGGGUGCAAGGAGAUGAUCAAGGUCUCGUGCGAGUGUGGCCAUCGGUUUGCCACCCGAAUCUGUUCGGAUCAGACAUCGGAUUAUAAACGCAUGCAGAUGGCUGCGUUGAUGUCCCAAAUGGGCGGGCUCCAGUCCUCGUGUUCCUCCGUCGACCUAUCACUGCUGACGGGCAAGGCCAACAAAAUGCGGACCUUGGAGUGCAACGAGGCUUGCAGCCAAUUGGAACGGAACAAACGGCUAGCCUUGGCCUUACAGCUCGAGAAUCCUGAGCGCGAGAGCAAGCUGAGUGCCCCCCGAUACUCGGAGUUCUUGAAGAACUUUGCCAAGAAGGACCCCGCCUUGGCCCAACACGUUCAUGAGCGACUGAGUGAGUUGGUCAAGUUGGCCAAGGAGUCGAAGCACAAGUCGCGAUCCCACUCGUUCGAGUGCAUGAACCGCGAGAAGCGUCAAUUUGUUCACGAAUAUUGCGAGCACUUUGGCGUGACCUCGGAAAGCUUCGAUGCCGAACCCAAACGAAAUGUGGUGGCCACGGCCGUGAGGGAUCAAAUCUGGAUCCCGAGCCAAUCCCUAUUGGAUGUGGCCUUGAAGCAAAGAAGAGCGCCAGGGCCUGUCUUAGUUGGACCAUCGGCAAGCGCCAAAGGCGCUCCGCCCACGCCCUUGACGGCAAAUGGAUGCCGAGAGUGGAUGUUGAGAGGUGGACGUGGGUGGUUCCGCCAUUCAACUUGGACCAAUGAUAGAGACACAGUAAUAAUGGACGGUUGAUGACAAAUUUUUGAACGGUUUUCUCCGUCCAAUUUGGGCGAGAAAAAAAAGACUCCGAGCAACCCACGUACUUUUAUUUUGGACAGUUUUUACAGCAGAAAAAAACGGUUGGAAGGACCGUUUGUGGCCACUUCUUUUCACACUUGU